Lucilia cuprina (Australian sheep blowfly) is the source of this 1198-nucleotide messenger RNA. RefSeq lists its product as uncharacterized. The coding region runs from base 40 to 693 and encodes 217 amino acids. The transcript is spliced from 2 exons. NCBI's taxonomy places the organism in Eukaryota, Metazoa, Arthropoda, Insecta, Diptera, Calliphoridae. The record is from RefSeq and is a predicted model, not a curated record.
ACAAUUCAUUAACAGUUCUCGAGCAGAAGUUAAAGUAAAAUGUUUUCCAAACUGUAUAUAUUUAAUUUCUAUGCAAUAUCUGCAAUAUUACUUUGUGCAGUUGCACAACCUCAAAUCGAAAAUAAUAUUUUAAAAUUGAUUGCACGAUCUGCUGAUUUUAUAGCUUUAAAUCCUAAAGGAUAUAAAGAUUGUUUUAAUUUCCUUGUUUGGGAAAUGGGAGAAAUAACAACGAAAUAUGAAACUAAUUAUCAGACAUGCAAUAAAGCUUCCAGAGAUAAACGUAAUGAAGUUGAUUUGGAAACUUUAGAAUCUCGAGAAAGUUUAAGAAAUCGCACAGAAGAUUCUUGUGCCGCCUUGGCUUUGUGUAAGGAAGAAUUAAAGAUUGAUGAUGAAUAUCAGUGUUUUAUCGAAGAGGGUAAUGAUAGUAUCAAAGUUUUGCGUAGCAUCUCCAAUGAUGCCUCAUCCGAAAGGAGUAGUUAUGUGGAACGCAUACGUGUAAUUGAAUACAAUGAACAACAGUGUACCAAUAAAACAAAAAUUAUCUAUGAAAAGGAACGCGAUGAUUGUUAUAAUCAUUUUAACGAUUGUCUAUUGGGAAGGGAACAACCGCCUACACCUAAGCCAACCACUACAAAACCCCUACCAACACCAAAUAUAGAAACUACCACAGAAUCUAUAACAACGAAAAAGUAGAAUUAUCAACUUAUCUACCUCUGAACAUGAUGACAAUCUAACCUCCUGUACAGGAAUAUUUCUAUAAGUUUUUAAAAUAUACUAAAACAUAAUUGUCCAAUUCACGGUCAGUGUUGUACGGUUGUAUCGUAGUAUGUCGUACAUUUUUAUAAUUGAUUUGUUUUUGUUUAAAAAAUUUUUAUUUAAAAAGUUUUUAUGACAUACAAUGCUACAAAGAUACCAUAUGGAUUGUGAAUUGGACAAAUACUUUUUUAAAAUUAUGCUAUGAAUUCGAAUUUUGUGUUUUCUAUUUUUAUUAAAAAAUUGAUUGUCAUUGGUUGAUAGGAAAUUUGGCUAAAACGUAAAAUGUAAUUAAAGUUUAUUAAUAUUAUUUACAGAACACGGGAAAGUGGUAAAAUGACAAAAACAAUUUCAUCAAUAGUUAAUCUUCUAAAAAAACUUUAUUGAUAACUCAUGUUAUUUACUACAAUUAGCACACUUUUUGAAAAUAAAUUGUUUGGCAUAA